Molecule: messenger RNA, 3553 nt
Organism: Tribolium castaneum (red flour beetle)
Lineage: Eukaryota; Metazoa; Arthropoda; Insecta; Coleoptera; Tenebrionidae
Gene: BicD
Product: Bicaudal D
Exons: 5
Coding region: 132-2417 (761 amino acids)
Molecular function (GO): dynein complex binding; cytoskeletal adaptor activity
Source: RefSeq, a predicted model, not a curated record
GAAAGUUACUAAACUUUGAGGUUGACAGUUGACAUGUUUUGAACAAAAAUACAUUUGUUGCAAUGAUGCAGUGAUACUUAACAGUUUAAUUUCUAACAUUAAUUAUCUCUUAAUUUUUAUUAUUUGGGACAAUGGCUUCGGUUACUGAAGGCGACAUCGAACUACUCAAAAACGAAAUUGAACGACUUUCAAGAGAACUCGACCAAGCUAGCAGCGAAAAAAUACAGUCUGCUCAGUACGGCCUUGUGCUUUUGGAAGAAAAGACCGAAUUGCAAAGACGCUGCGAGGAUCUGGAAAUCGCCUACGAAAACACUAAGCAUGAACUAAAAGUCACACAAGAAGCCUUGGCAAAGUUCCAAUCUAGUCAUAAAGUAACAACUAAAACUGGAAUAGAAACGGAAGAAUCCCUGCUAUCUGAAUCCGCCGCGCGCGAAACAUCGCUCAAUUCCCAAAUAAUCGAAUUGGAAAACGAAAUAAAGCAGCUGCGUCAUGAGUUGGACCGCGUCACCACCGAGCGAGACCGCAUGCUGCAGGAGAACACCGAUAUGGGCAAAGACAAGGAAGAUCGAAGCAUGGAGUGCAAGAAAUUACGAACGGAACUCCGCGAAAUCAAAUUUCGAGAAAAUCGUUUGAUCAACGACUACGCCGAGCUAGAAGAAGAGAACAUAGCCUUACAAAAACAAGUCUCAGCUUUAAAAAGCUCGCAAGUGGAGUUUGAAAGUCUAAAACACGAGAUCCGGCGACUGCACGAAGAAAUGGAACUGUUGAACCUCCAGGUGGAAGAGCUGACAAACUUGAAGAAAAUCGCCGAGAAACACAUGGAGGAGGCCUUGGAGUCGCUGCAAGCCGAACGUGAGGCCAAAUACGCGCUGAAGAAGGAACUGGACCAACAUAUUAACCGAGACACGUUCUACAAUAUCAAUAAUCUGGCGUACAGUAUUCGGGGAAUGAGCGAUGAGCCGACUUUGGGGAGUGACGGUGAGGACGAUAUUCCCGGCUUGAAGCGGCUGGAGGCGACUUUGGGGAGUGGAAGUGCCUCAGAAUUGGCUUCGCCUGACGAUAAACAGGUCGAUUUGUUCUCCGAAGUCCACUUGAACGAACUGAGAAAGUUGGAAAAGCAGUUGGAACAACUGGAGAAGGAAAAACUAACUCUGACACAAAAUUUGCGCGAUAACCAGGCAAUGGUGGAGAAGAGUCAAGGCGAACUACAAGUUUUCAUUGCAAGACUGACACAACUGGCGGCUCAUGUCGAUUCUUUGCAGCAUUUGUCGCAGAAUGUUGACAAAAAUGUAUCCCAACCGGCACAAGAGGCUGGUAAAAUUCUAAAUCAGUACCAGCAGUGGUUCAAAAUGUCCUGUAAAGAGAUCGAACAGCUGAAGCAGGAUAUUCGUGAAUUGGAGAAGUUGACGAAUAUCUCAGACGCUACCCUACAGCUGCGCACCGAAAUCACGAAUUUGAAAAAUAAGUUGUCGGAUACGGAGCAGAGGAGUAUGGACUUGGAGGCCGAUUUGAAAUUGUUGAGAGAGUUUGCUAGUGAAGCUGGAACUUCAUUGGAUGAAACUCAGAAUAAUUUACAAACUGUUACUGAUGAGCUUGCUCAGUUGUACCAUCAUGUGUGUACUGUUAACGGGGAGACGCCCACGAGAGUGGUUUUGGAUCACGAGAAGGAAGGAAUGACGCCUAUGUCGGAAACUGCGCCACCAAUUGGCGAAAUGUCCAAAAUCGAAUUGUUGCGAAGCCGCCUCAAGAGCGACAUUCCCUUGCACGAUCUUGAAGUCUUAAAUGACGCGGCUGUUGUCGCUCGAAAUGUUUGCACCAUCGUGGACCAAAUCAAACAUCUCCGAAACGCCAUUGAAAAUACCAUCGAAUUAUCGAAAACAAAGAGGGAAAAAUCGAAUGGAUUAUAUGAAUCAAGCAAAGAUGAAAACAGCGAAGAAAUCGCCGAAUUACAAGAGCAAGUCAUAAGAUUGAAGAGUUUGCUGUCGACCAAACGCGAACAGAUUGCCACGUUACGAACCGUCCUAAAAUCAAACAAAAAUACUGCCGAAGUGGCACUGACGAACCUCAAAGCCAAGUACGAAAACGAGAAAACAAUUGUAUCCGAGACGAUGAUGAAGCUCCGAAACGAGUUGCGAAUGUUGAAGGAGGACGCAGCCACAUUUUCAAGUUUGCGUGCGAUGUUUGCCGCCCGUUGCGAAGAGUACGUGACGCAAGUCGACGAGCUCCAGCAGCAGUUGAGCGCAGCCGAAGAAGAGAAGAAGACUUUGAACCAGCUGUUGAGAUUAGCCGUUCAGCAAAAGCUGGGUCUGACUCAGCGGCUCGAAGAGCUGGAGGUGGACAGAGAAAUCAGAAACGCACGUAAGCCAAACAACCGCAAUUUUCAGCGCCCUGGACGGUCGAACAGAGACAUGUUCUAGCGCAGGUCGAAACCUGUGGUUUACGCGAUUGCAUUUAUCACCACAUUCUUUAAACUUUGAAAUUUCUAACACUACACUUUAAUCGGCUAUAACGUAACGAAUUGUGACAAUUCACAAAAAUUCAAGUAUUUUAUUGUUUAUUUAACGAAAUGUGAGGUAAACUGUGCAUUUAUGUGUUUGGUUUGGCGACUUUUUAUGCAUACUCAGACUAAUUUAUUCUACUUGUAUUGGCUAGUACUAAUUUUCGGUUUAGUAAAGUGGCCAAUUAGCUGCCAAAAGUUUCGUAAUUCAGAUUUAGUUAUAGAUUACGUUCAAGUAGCAUUUCUAAGGUAUAUCUCUUGAUUAAUAGUGGAAUAUUAUGACGGUAGAGUAGCCUAUACUUGGAUUUAAUUAUGAAAUGAUAUAUUUAUUGGUAGAUGUGACCCAUAUUUCGUGUGAUGUAUAGACUUUAACCAUGUUUUAGUUAUUAACAUAUUUAUUUAGUCUACUUAGUCCUACAAGGGAUUCAUGCAAUAUACGUUAGUUAGUCAUUCUUUGGUGGUGUGAACUAAAAUAAUAUUCGAUAAACCGCUAGUCUUCGAGACUGGUCACGGUGGCGCUACGCUCGAGGGCAUUUCGUCUCGAGAAAAAUUAAAAACUGCGUACAUUUAUUUUCUAACUGUGGUACUAAAAUCUAAUUGUUACGGUUUAUAAAAAAUAGUUAAAACUUGUUAAGACGUAGGCUAAGAAUAAUAUUGUGAAGUGACGGCGAAUUGCCGUCAUUCUAAUAGUAAAUAUGAUAUCACAAUUCGUCUUUUCCGUUGGUUCUGAGUCCAUAUGAUAAUCAUGAAAUGACGUUUGUUGAUUAUUUGUCCUGUUUCCGAGCCUAUGGACCACGGAAAUGCCCGUCCCUUACAAUAAUAUAAAAAUCCUUAAUGUUGAGAAUGAAAUGUGCAUGCUCUAACACUUAUAUUUUUGUUACUUGGUACACGUACCAACAGAAACUUAGAUCUUCUGUUUGUUUCGUUCGUCAGACAGCUAACCUGUUAUAUUCUUUUUGAUAUUUAUUGUUAUAAAUUAUUUUAACAUUGCUUAUAUGUGGUUAAUGUUACUUAAUUGUACCUAAUAUUUUUAAUAUAAUUAUUACUUUAUCACAA